AUGAGGGGCAAAGCCGACUACUCACCACUCUACCUCGUGCUCAUCGAGGUCCUCUCCCUCCUCAGCCUCACGGUCCGACCCUCGCGCGAUAGGUGGUUAUGGUUCAUCCCCAUAGCUUUGCUCAGUGUUUAUGUGGUGGGUUUUACGGCUUCGGAGGACCUUGUUGGGGAUUAUAGUCAGGGGUUGUGGGUUGUGACGAAUUUGUGGAUCGUGUCGGAUUUUGUGCUGUUGACGGAUGUGCAGAGGGUGUUGGGGAAGGGAGGGAGGAAGGGAGAAGAGGGGAGGGCUGGGAAUGGUAAUGACGGGAGAGGGAAGGCUAUAUCCGAAGCUCCGUUCAGCCAGAGGCUGAAAUGGGGUUUCGAACUCUUGAUUUCGCCUAGAGGCAUGGGCUGGACACACGCCUCCAACCCCUCGCACCGCAGCCUCCCCAAAACCUCAAAAUCUCGGUGUAUCCAGCAACACCUGCUUUACCUUGUACACUGUUUAAUCGUCUACGACCUCGCACAAAUUGUCUUCACUUUGAAUCCUGCGUUUGAUCGGAAGACGGGGCAGAGGUUCUGGUGGCAGCCGUGGUGGGUCAAGCCGAGUGUUUUGGCGCAUACGAUGGCUUCGUAUGGGGGUAUGGGAGGGGUAUAUUGUGUUGGGACUAUUUUGGUUGUUGCGGUUGGCUUAGUGCAGCCGGAGGAAUGGCCGUUUAUGUAUGGGUCGGUGUGGGAGGGGUAUACGGUGCGGAGGUGCUGGAGUAAGGUUUGGCAUCAGAAUAUGAAACGGUUCAUGAUGGCGCAUACGAACUACCUUGCCGACAUCCUUCACCUCCCACAUUCAUCCCCCCUCCGACGAUCCUUCAAACUCUACCUCUCAUUCGCCAUCUCCGCACUCAUCCACUACUGCGGCGACUACAUGCUUAUCCAGAGCUGGCACGGUGCUACGGGUGCUCUCAUUUUCUUCUUCUCCCAAGCCGUUGCCAUUACUUUCGAAAGUGCUGUCAUAUCCGCAGCUAAAAGCUUGCUUGGAUUGAGAAGGGCGACGUGGUGGACCAGGGCUGUAGGGUCAGAACUCGUGAACUUUGCACUCUUACCCUCUGAACCCUGGAAACACCUUCGAUCGUAUCUGACGAGAAAGAACGUGGUCGAUCCAGGAUUGACAGAGCCAGAGAAGAUCAAGCUGGGAUGCGACGAGGAAUUCAUCGAGCGAUUGAAGGAUCCCGACAAUGGACCUCGGAAGGCGAUCAUCCGCGUCAUAUGCCGAGAGGUGUACGCGCUUUCAGGGUUGCAGGGCGAUCUCCAUCCGUGCAUGGAGGAACUCCUACAAAUAUGCAAGGGAAACAAAGCCACGCUAGUCAAGAUGCUUCAAACCGACUUUCUCAAUAGCAAAACGCCACUCGAGUUCAUUUUGGAGAUGCUCCCGGAUGAGUGCUUUGCGGCGCCAUCAUUCGAGUGUAUGCCUCCUGUGAUUGCAGCGCUCGCAAGUGUCUUUCUGCCCUUUGAAGAAUCGGUUGCUUUUCAGCAGCUGAUGUCCCACUGCCUCAAGAGAAAUGGGAACGCCUUGUACCAACUUUUCAAUCGAUAUCGAGACUUCGACGAGGGGGACGCAGUGAUAACCCGUUACACUGUCACUGUCACGGCCACUGCUUCACAAGAGCCCUACAACAGGCCUUAUGUAUACAUACAUCGUGCCUAUCUGGAGAUACCAAACUUCCCCGAGCGGUUGAUGAUAACAAACAAAAUCGACAUUCGUUUCAUUGCGUUCUAUACCGUAUUCUCCUGCUGCAUCUUUUGCGAUUCGAGUGGAUCAUUCAAACUCAAAUUCGAGCAUCAAGGACCAACUUCUGACACUCGUUCUGCAAGUGCUAAUGGCUACGACGCGAGUCUGAGCCUAUCAGACGGGAAGUGGAAAUCAUCAGAACUGCCAGUGAUUGUUUCAACGAAGCCACAGGGCAAGAAUGAUUCUGCUUAUACAACCGGUACUUUUGACUUGGCUCGUACCAGACCCCCUUUGGCUGGAUCAUUAGAAGCUUCCGGGCCAGAGGAGUUUUAUACAGCGCCGACACUGGAGACUGCGCCAGCGAUCGUCAAACUUAUCGGGAUCUGUAACUUCGAAAUGAGGAAAGAGCAUUUGCAGGAUCUGACAGACGCGUCUCAAAAGAAGAAUUCCAACUCGUUGUUCCAGCUCUUCAAUACUGCCAGGAGUUAUUCCUACUGCUCCACUCGUUAUACUGUCAAGCUCGAAUCCACUUCGAAGAUACAAUUCACCAUUCCAAACUUCCCAGAACGAAUGCUCAUGGAAGGCCGGAUUGACUUGCGCUUCAUUCUCAUGAGUGAGUCGAUCGAGUCUCGGGUGUUCGAAUUGGCAUUGACCAAGAUAUACCAGCAAGGCUGUGGACCUUUUCCUUCGAGUGUACAGGAGGCCCAGGCGUUUGGAGAACUACGGCAAACGUGA
This is a messenger RNA of Coprinopsis cinerea okayama7#130, 2439 nucleotides long. RefSeq lists its product as hypothetical. Lineage: Eukaryota; Fungi; Basidiomycota; Agaricomycetes; Agaricales; Psathyrellaceae. The transcript has 8 exons. The record is from RefSeq and is a predicted model, not a curated record. The coding region runs from base 1 to 2439 and encodes 812 amino acids.